AUGUCUUCUCAGUUCCACCCCUCGUUGGCCACAGCUUCGGCUUCCACAGCUGCCAUCCAGGCGAAUGUGCGGCGAUGCCGCUGGCAAGAGGCGGUGCUGUUGUGGCAGAAUGCGCUUGGCACGAAGCCGCCGAUUUCGCGAACAGCUGCAAUCCUGCUGCUCUCUGCCUUGCAGAGAAUCAGUCUGUGGCAGCAAGUGCUUGCACUCCUGGCCAGUUUGCCAGCUCGCCGAUUGGCGGCGGAGAGGACUAUAUACCAUGCGGCAUUACUGGACUAUGCAGCGAAUCGCAGCUGGCAGCUCGCCCUCAACGUUGCAAGCCUGAUGAUGGCUCCCGUGACACCUGAUGUGGUCAAUUACAACUCUUUGAUCACCACAUGCCUUGGAAGUUCCAGUUGGCAGCUGGCAGUGCACGUCCUGGCCCACAUGCCUGUUUCGCCAGAUUCUAUCAGCUUUUCUUCCGCCAUCCGUGCAUGUGAGAAGAGCACACGCUGGAAAGAAGCUGUCGCCCUCCUCUUUGGGAUGAUCGAGCGCGAGAUGCUUCCCUCCGGCAUCAGCUGCGGAUCUGCGCUCAAUGCCUGCAAACGGGGCAACCGCUGGCAGCACAUGGUGGCCUUGCUGAACCUGCUGCAAGACAUAAAGGCACCACCUGAUGGGAUAAGUUAUACUGCCACAAUCGCGGCCUGUGCCGCCGAUUCCUGGCAAAGUUCCUUGUCCGUGUUCGACAGGAUGCAGAAGCAACAACUACUUCCUGACGUGAUUUCGUUCUCUUCGGCAGCGCAUGCCUGCGGUGCACAUGGAUAUUGGGAGCAAGCUUUGGCGAUUUGUAGCAGCAUGCGCCAAUUCUUGCUCCAGCCGAACGCGGUGUUGUACAGCUCGCUGAUCAGUGCUUGUAGUGCCAGUGGGGAAUGGCAGCGGGCUUUUGCUUUGUUCACACAAAUGCAAGCUGAGAGCUUGCAAAUUGACGUUUUUGCCUGUGGCGCCGCAAUUAAUGCCUGUACAUGUGAGGGGGCCAUGUGGGAAGAGGCCCUGCGCCUUCUGGACGGCAUGCUUCAGGCAACUUUGCGACCAAACAAAGUAUGCUGCAACGCGGCAAUCAGUGCAUGUGACAAAGGCGGUCAGUGGCAACUUGCCUUGGGCUUCUUCCGGAAGCUGGGAACAUGGACAAUGCAUGCUGAUGCCGUGAGCUACGGUGCUGCCAUCAGCGCUUGCGCGCAAGGCCACGAGUGGAGAAUGGCCUUGACACUGCUGGAUGAAAUGCCUGCUUCGAGCACCAGAAGAAACACGAUUUGCUACACCAGUGCCUUGAGUGCCCUUGACAAAGCUGGGCAUUGGCAGCUGGUGUUGCUGAUGCUGUCUCAGAUGCCGGAGGAGGCAUUGCAACCUACUUUAGCAAGCUAUGGGGCAGCGAUGAGCGCCUGUGACUCCGCCGGAGCGUGGACCUCUGCAUUGACUCUGCUUCACCAAAUGAAGUCACAGCGACUGAUGCCUACAGGAAUGAUCGCUGGGUCACUGGCAGGUGCUGUACAUCAAGGCAUGGGCGAAGACGCGGCCCUCGAUAUGUUGGCAGAGCUUCGGGACAUGUGGACCGAGCAAUGUCCGCAUGCAGCCUGCGCGCUGGGUCCAGCAGAUGCCCAUCCUGUUGCUGUGGUUGGCUUUGGUCCUGGCAUCGUGGCUACCGCAAAGCCAAGUGGCGAGAGGACCGAGGACCUGGCGGAAAGCUUGGCUGAAUCACUUGGAUGCGAGCUGACUCUCGUGUCCCGUCUGGACCAUCCGACGUCAGGCGUGCUUCCCGUCGCUCUCGGAUCGGAAGACACUGCAGCAGCCAACUGGUUACAAGCUCAAUUUGCAGGUCGAACAGUGCACAAGGAAUACCUCUGCCUGGUUGAAGGCCGCCCUCUUGGAGCCGCUGGCUACUGCGCCCGGAUUGAUGCCCCCUUGCACACCAUCAAAAAGGGAGAUCAACUCCGGACUGAAAUCUCCAGCUUGGGCCGAGAGGCGAAGACCGAGUACCAGGUGCUGGCAAGGUAUCGGCUGGAUGCCGCAACUGACCGGGUCCUGACCCUCUUGUCCGUUCGCCCGCGAACUGGUCGAACACAUCAAAUACGCGUUCACAUGGCCAGCAUCGGUGCACCGAUUGUCGGUGACUUGACUUAUGGAAGGAGGCAACUUUCCACGGUUCCUUGGUUUCACCGCUCCAGGCAAAUAGCCUCCGGCAUUUGCCUCAAGUUUAUUGCCAUGUUCUUCUCGCUGUGCCGCGAUCUGCAUGACUUGUUUCAGAAAGACGACCUCGAACUUUCAUUUUGGCCCAAUGAUGCCGAGGGCAACUUGUCUCAUCGUCGAGAGCCUGCUGCCUGCAAGUACGGUGGCUACGAUCCGGUGGCCGACGACUACGAAAUGAUUACCGUGCCUGCUGAGCCAGGGGAUUGUGAUGAGGAGAAGAAGAUGAUCCAGCGCCAGAUUGCAAGCUUGUCCAGCCGUAUUGCAAGAGGAGGUGCACAAGAAGUUCUUGACCACUAUCAUAAAGUCAAAGAAGAUCUGGAACUGCAGCUCGCCAUGCCUGGCAUCUUGCGAUACAAAACUAUGGAUGUGCCAGACGUUGAUUUGCGUUCGACUUUAUCGACCAUUUCGACUUGCGACACAUUUCCCGACGAGCCCACCUGCAUCCCGCUGGACCUGGAACCGGCAGGAGUCCAGCCAAGUUCAACGUGCCAGCUCCUGGCAUCGUGGGACCUAGGGCACGCUAAGUCAAUGGACAGGAGGCAUCUACCGUGGUGGAGGGCUCCGACCACUGACACGCCCGCUGAAUGCAAACCUCGAGGUGUGGGAUGGUAUAGGUUUUUCUAA
Symbiodinium sp. CCMP2592 is the source of this 2844-nucleotide messenger RNA. Lineage: Eukaryota; Dinophyceae; Suessiales; Symbiodiniaceae. The record is from the annotation of a GenBank genome assembly.